Molecule: messenger RNA, 846 nt
Organism: Trichobilharzia szidati
Lineage: Eukaryota; Metazoa; Platyhelminthes; Trematoda; Strigeidida; Schistosomatidae
Source: the annotation of a GenBank genome assembly
AUGACCGUAUCUUGGAUAGACGAACUAAGUAAUGAUCCAGCGUCACUUCCUCCCAUUGAGGAGAAAUUUGAUCCUGAACGGAAUAUUAAAACUACUAUUCGAUAUUUUUAUAAUGAAGAUGGUGAUUUAAUAAAAGAAACUAAAGAGUAUAGCAGAGAGAAGCGUGUCGUUGCUUCUCAAGUUGCAGAAAGAAAAAAGUGGAAAAAAUUUGGCGCUUCAAAAUCUGAUCCUCCAGGUGGAAGUAUAGCUAAUACCUAUCCAGCUGAUAUUGUUACAAUGCAAAUUGUUCAGUUAAGACAGCCAGAACAAGAACAAAAGAGACAAGAAGAAUUGAAUGUCAAAGUUAAACUCGGAGAACCAGUGGUUAUUUGCAGUUAUUGUAAGGGUGGGCAUUUCACACGUACCUGUCCAUAUAAAAAUGAUAUGGAAGCAAUGCAGUUGUUGCAAGAACAACUUCGGGCUAAAACUGAACCUGCAGAAGAAUCUGUUAAAGAACCGCAAAUCGAUCGCCCUGGACGUUACAUCCCACCAUCUUUACGUGGUGAUGCAGCUGCAACAGGCACUAGUAUGUCUUCAGAAAAGCGUCCAUUUGACGGAAAUACAGUACGUGUUACUAAUCUACCUCCGGAUACAACUGCAGAUGAUCUUAAGGCGUUGUUCAGUUCAUUUGGUCAUGUGAUGCGUAUCUAUCCUGCAAAGGAUAAAUUAACUCAACAAAAUAGGGGAUUCGCAUUCAUAUCGUACGAAACAGCAGAUCAAGCGAAAAAUGCAAUUUAUGGUGUUAAUGGUCUUCGGCAUAACCAUGUCGUACUGAAAGUUGACUGGGCUAAGCCUUCGAAUAACUAG